Centruroides sculpturatus (bark scorpion) is the source of this 819-nucleotide messenger RNA. Its product is annotated as probable uridine nucleosidase 1. The record is from RefSeq and is a predicted model, not a curated record. Gene Ontology annotation, molecular function: hydrolase activity, hydrolyzing N-glycosyl compounds. NCBI's taxonomy places the organism in Eukaryota, Metazoa, Arthropoda, Arachnida, Scorpiones, Buthidae. The coding region runs from base 124 to 804 and encodes 226 amino acids. The transcript is spliced from 4 exons.
AGUUUCCCCUGCUUUCAGUUAUACAGUACAUGUUUUUACACUAAAUCUGCACCUAGAUAAUUGCCAAACUGAAAUUGUUGCAGUCGUAGUUUACAGUAGAUCUUUCACCAAGGUAGAAGAAAAAUGGCGAGAGCAAAAAUCGUUAUAGAUACAGAUUGCGGAGUAGACGAUGCUUUGGCACUGAUGCUAGCUUUUAGCAGGAGCGAUCUAUGUGAAGUUUUGGCAGUUACAUGUUGCCACGGUAAUACGAUUGUGGAUAAUGUAUGCGAUAAUGUGUUGCGAGUAUGCGAGGCAUGCGAUAUAAAGCAGUUAGACAUUUUCCGCGGAUGUCAUCGGCCUCUAAUCGAUCGUCCGUGCCCUGAAGACUUCUUUGGUGUUGAUGGAUUCGGUAAUAAAUCGUCAGAAUUUCCGAAAUCUUCAAUAGGUAUUAAAGAAGAACACGCCGUUCAUGCUCUGAUACGUUUAGCUAAAGAGUAUCCGAAAGAGAUUAGUGUCGUUGCCAUUGCCCCUUUGACAAAUCUAGCUCUGGCACAACGCAUUGAUCCGACCUUCUUCGCUAACUUGAAAGAGAUAUGCAUUUUGGGAGGAAACGUAGAUGCCAUCGGAAAUGUUACAACUGCUGCAGAAUUUAACUUUUUUGCUGAUCCCGAAGCUGCUUAUAUUGUUUUGUCAGAAGAAGCGAAUUUUACGAUAAUUCCUUGGGAAACGUGUGAGAAAUCCAAAAUGAAUGACGUAACAAAGUUUUUCCUUUUAAUUUUCAUUAAAAAUUCGAUAAUUAUAAUUUAUUUUUAUUCUAAAAUUUAAGAAUAUAUUUCUGAU